AAUCUCGCGCGGUUGUGUGCGAGGUUAUCUUCAGUUCCAUAAUGGCUGAAGAUCCUGGAGGGGUUGAUUUCAAUUUUUCCUUUAUUUCUUUUCGUUUUUCCUUGUCUCUGCUUGUCGUCGCGACAUGGCAGGAGCCGCAGUCACGAUAACCGGCCACAGAUCUCCGCCGCCAUGCCCAAGAAAGGGAACAGAAAACGGCUGAAGUUCCGGGCCGAGGAUGUUUGCUCGGAGUCAGUUACUGUGGCUGACUAUGCUAAUUCCGACCCAGCCAUUGUGAAGUCUGGGCGGGUGAAAAAAGCUGUUACCCAUGCAAUAGAAAAAGAAGUGAAAUUGCUUUGUGGAUUGGAGGCCUCUCACGGCCCUGUACAGGAGGUGCUGUCAUCCGUGGUGGGUGUGAGGGUCGAGGACUGCGAGAGCAGCGACGACCUGGACCCCGAGGGGGGCGUCGGUGAGCACAAGGGCUCCCGGAAAAAGAAAAGCAAGAGACGUAAAGAAAGCAGUGAGGCAGACGGUGGAGAGGAAUAUCCCAUUGAUAUCUGGCUGCUGCUGGCUUCGUAUAUCCGCCCGGAAGACGUCUGUAAAUUUGCUUUGAUCUGCAAGAAUGCUUGGACUGUCACUUGCACUGCAGCAUUUUGGUUGAGAUUAUACAGAAGAUACUAUAACCUGGAUAUAGACCUGCCUGCUCGCCUGCGGCCUUACUCCAUUGGGAAGAUGCGGUGUCUUCGUGCUUGUGUGAUUCGUUCCCUCUUCCACAUGUAUGAGCCUUACAGCUCACGCAUUUCUAAAAGCCCUUCUCUCCCUGAGUCCACUCCUACAACUCUCCUGAAUUCUAAGUGUUUGCUCUUUUGGGUCCAGAAGGUGAUAGGAAAUAGACAAGAACCAAUGUGGGAGUUCAGUUUCAAAUUCAUGAAGCAGCCUGACAAGUAUAAGAAUGGCUGUGGAAGUCGACUCAAGUUGCCCAGUCAGUACCAAGAGGUUCAUGACAACCCUGAUCAUGACUGCUACCUGCUGCAAGUCACCACGCUCAACUUCAUCUUCACCUCUGUUGUAAUGGGCAUGACCUUAACCUUGUUUACUAUUAAUGUGAGUACAGAUAUGAGGCACCACCGUGUAAGGUUGGUGUUCCAGGAUUCUCCUGUCCUAAGAGGCAAGAAGCCCCGAAACGAGCAAGGGGUACAGGUGGUGCUGGACCCCGUGCACAGCGUUCGUCUCAUGGACUGGUGGCACCCCCAGUACCCCACAUCUGCAAACGCUUAGUCCUCCUCCCGUUAAUAUACACUGCUGUCAAUCACCCAGCUCCAGAACAAGGGCUUUUCUGAGAGACGCCUGAAAUUGCUAAGGAUCGCAUUCAAGAUUACCAGAGGAAAAACCCGAAUAGCAGUACAGUCCAUAAUUUGGGAUAUGAAAUAUUGAAGCAUUUAGAGGCUUUAUUAAGGGAUAUUUAUGUACUUGUUUGCUGUGAAAGUUAAUAGAAAUACAACAAAUUGCUGCAUUGUAGUUACUUGUAAAUAUAAAAUGUUAAAUCUGUUUUACUGUACAUUUCACUGCCAAUUUCAGAAGGGAAAUUGUAGAGACAAAUGACCAAGAAUAUUUUAGUUCUCAUAAUAAAACUUCAUUUUUUCUCAUCAAUACUAUGUAAAUCUCCAACUUGCUUAUGUAAUUCAUGAUGAGACGAAAGAGCUUGUUUUAGAGUUAAUUGAAUCAGAUAGUUGUUUCUUUUCUCUUUUUUCCCAUGGUGGGGUGGUAUUCCCUUGCCAGAUCUUAUUUAAAUGCCUGUAUUGUCUACUGCAUUUUAUUUUUGUAUUUAGAGAUCUAAAAGAAACACAGGGCCAAAAUAUCUUGAUUUAGCAUGUUAUUACAUCAGUUUAUUCAGAGCCAGCUCCAUAAUGCACUUAUUCUGUAACCUUCUUGAAAGGAGAUUAGCAAUUACAUAUUCAAAUUUUUAACACUACAGUUUCAAAUCUGGGGAGCUUGCAAGGUGUUCCAAACAUUCUUAAAUGCAGUUCAGUUUGAGCAUUCUUUAAUAAGUAUUUUAUUUGUUUAAAUGUGCAAACGUUUUUUCAGGGCAGUAAGUCCUAAUACCAUUUGAAAAACCCUGUGAUUCAUAGUAUAAAAACUGGAGCUGAUCAUGUUUAAUUCAUUUUCAGUUGAUAAAGGAGUGUUCUUGUUUAUUGGUCAUUUUUAAAUUGAGUUCCUUUUCCAAAGAGCUUGUUUAAUUGUGAUUGUGUUGCCGUGACCAUAAGAAGGCUAGUGACGUUCUGAAAUAAUAAAUAAACUGGUAUGAUUUCCUGAAUCAUGUUAUGGAUUG
This is a messenger RNA of Lepisosteus oculatus (spotted gar), 2308 nucleotides long. RefSeq names its product transmembrane protein 183A (gene tmem183a). Gene Ontology annotation, molecular function: protein binding. Gene Ontology annotation, biological process: regulation of protein stability. Gene Ontology annotation, cellular component: SCF ubiquitin ligase complex. Lineage: Eukaryota; Metazoa; Chordata; Actinopteri; Semionotiformes; Lepisosteidae. The record is from RefSeq and is a predicted model, not a curated record.